GAGUUUGAGGUAUAGUAGCGGCGCCUGGUGGCGGCGCGGGAAACGACAACUGGGUCGUACCUGCUUGGGUCGUGUUGAAACCCGGCUGUGGCGAAGCACGCUUCUAGGCCGAGUUUUGCGUCGAUUCGCACUUUUUUCUGCCCUGUUGCGAGUGCGAAAAGGCUCGUCACUUUUCACAGACCACGCUGACCACACAUAGCCAAAGCGGACUCUCCGUGUGCCGUGGGACGUAAUGCUGGACGCAGAAGGAAUCGGCGACGCCGAUCCGGAGGGACCUAGCUCAGCAUCGAAAAAGUGUCACCGUCGAUACUGCUGCGUCGUGGACUGCCAUGAACAAGAAGGCCGGAAUCCCAACAUCCGAUUCUAUCGUUUCCCUUCAAGGCCUCACGAAGCGAAGCGUCGGGCGCGCUGGAUAACUGCAGUUCGUCGCGUUGGUCCUGACGGCAAACCGUGGGAACCAGCGUCGAACUCCAGGAUAUGCAGUCGCCACUUUGUGGGCAACGAGAAAAGCAAUUCGCCCAGUCAUCCCGCGUAUGUGCCUACAAUCUUCCCCGCGGCCUACAACAGGCCUCUUCCGCCUGACUCUUCAAGCCAAAUGGAACGGUUUCAAAGGUGGCAGAAAAGGUGCCUGAAGCCGAGUUCCUGCGCUGCUGGGAGCAACGUUCCAGACAAGCAAGCUGCAUCUGAGGGAACCUUCGACGCGAGAAGCGAAAAUCCAUCAACCCACACUGAGCAACAGAAGCCUGCAGAGUGUUCAGACUACACUGGAGCUCUUGCUGACCAGACAAGAGCAGACAUACAUGGAGGCUUUCUCCCAGCAUCAACUCGCGAUGAUGAAGGCUGCCCCAGGCCUCUGAAAGAGGAUUUGACUUCUGCAGGUACCUUGCGACUUGAAACAUCAGCCCAAAGUGAUGACCAGCAAAUGGUUACACGCGCCGUUGGACCACACACAAGGUCUUGCUACUUUGCUGGAUAUGAAAGCAUUGUAAGUGCCCCUGAUGCACUUCGAAGUUUGUGCGGGGUAGACAGCAAUGCGUUUUCCUUAUUGCUUAGUCUUUUGCCAGCUGUCAGGGAAAGAACUGAUGUAACGAUUGAAAACAAACUUCUCAUGUUUCUCAUGAAAAUGAAACUGGGAGUAUGUUUUGCGGCCAUUGGUGUCAUGUUUGGGGUGCAUGAGAGCACUGCCUGCCGUAUCUUUUAUACAAUUCUGAACACAUUGGCAGAAGCAACAAAAGAUUGGAUUUAUAAGCCCCCUAUUGAAGAUAUAAAACUUUCGCAGCCUGAAUGCUUCAAGGAAAAUUAUCCAGAGUGCACUUUGAUCAUUGACUGCACUGAAGUUAAAACCGAAACACCAUCCGAAGUCAGGCAGCAGCACAUGCUGUUUUCUUCAUACAAGAGUUGCUACACACUAAAAUUUUUAGUUGGAAUUAUCCCAAAUGGAACGAUUGUUUUUGCAUCUGAGCCUUUCGGCGGACAGUGCUCUGAUACACAAAUCACUCUUGAUUCUGGUUUUCUUCACAUCGUUGAACCAGGUGACAUGAUCUUGGCUGACAAAGGUUUCCCUGGUAUCCGUACAGAGCUUGCUCACAAAGGUGUAGUCAUGAUCAUGCCACCCUUUUCAGCUGGAAGUGGCGUCCCAUUUUCUCCUGAAGAAAUGGAGCGAACCUACAGCAUUGCAUCUGUACGCGUUCAUGUUGAAAGGGUGAUUCAAAGAAUUAAGCAGUACGGCAUCCUGAAAAAUAACAUCCCAAUUUCACUUAUUUCGUCUAUGAAGGAGGUUUUCCAUAUGUGCUGUGUUUUGGCAAAUCUUCAACCUCACAUAAUUGCAGUGACAUAAGCACAAUGACAAGAAUGUGCCCUUUUAAUUUGGAGUUCACUAGGUGUGGUUUGUUUCCCUGGAUGUGUCAAUGUAUGAGGCUUACAAGCUCCUCAUAUGCUGUGAAAGACGCUGUCGUGGAGGGCUGUGGACAAAUUUUAAGCAUCUGUGGUUCUUUAAUCUGCACUGUUAUUAAACCAUAGAUGGGUUUUCUUGCAUUUUGCCUGCAUUAAAAUGUACCCACUGCAGCAGGGAUUGUGUCCGAAGGUCUUCCAAAUGGAAAAAGAUGCCUGAAGAGAUAGUGUCCACAUUAUUUCUAAUGAUGCAUAUUCUUUCCUUGCAUUGAUAUUUAUGUGUACAUGUAUGCUGUUGUUACUGCCGUAACAUAAUGUUUUUUUUUUUUUCACUUUCGGUAGUAUAUUUAAUUUUUUUCGUUUUUUACAUAGCCACUACAAUGCCAGACAAUGGCACUGCGGGUAUUAUGGUAGAUAAAUAAAUAAGCUUUGUGUAAGCAGGAAGGUAUGACACUUGGUACACAGCACCACAUCAACUUUGUUUUCACACUUGUCCUUGCCCAAGUUCAUCACAUCAAAAAAGAAAGAAAUGCUAGCAAGAUUGUUCUAACUCUGUAACAUCAAUGUUUCCUCAUGAGCUGAUGCAAUGGGGCAUGUUUAGUUACGGGGAAUUAAGUGGUAGGGGUGUGAAGGGGGGAGUUAGGAGACAGCCUGGGCUACCACAGCGUUCUUGACCGAUUGCAUCUCAUACCUUCAUGUCUUUCGAGGGUUUUAAACAAAUCAUUGUGCAUCUAGUUGUAGAGCUGCUCUCAAAUAAUGGUCACCUCUGUGUAGAUAUAGUUGCAGGUGACAGUGCAGAUUGUAAUAUAGUUAACUCAUCAGUAUGUGUAUUCACUAAAGGGCGCAUGUGAUGUCACUGUGUUGAGAACUCUUUGCAUGGUGCGUUGCAGUGACAUGUGUGACAUCAGAGCAUACAGGCCGUGGGCUGUUUUGUGUGUUACCAUGACAUGAGGUUGCAUGUUGUUCAAUCAUUGUGUCAGGUGGUCUGUGCUGUGACACCAUUGUCAUUGUGAAAGUGAGGAAAGAUUUAACAGAAGCCUACACUUCAAAACUCCAGGCAUUGCAUCUGUCUUGUGAGCUAGCUCCUGCAUAUGCACUGGCUCUCUGUGAAGCGUGACCCAACAGACUGUGGCAGCAGUGAAUGUGGUGAAGUUGAACAUGUAAUAAAAAGUUUAUUUGAAAACUUUGGCACAUCUCUGCAACUCUUAGUGAUGCAAAACGAUAUCAUAGCACAAACAUUUCUCAUUUACCUAUACACUCGUAUAAAUACUUGGCCCUUUCACUGCACAGCACAUGUUGUUUCAACGCUAGAGAAGCCUAGCGAGAUCUGUACAAACUUACUUCAUCUUACAAGUGGUUAGCAGCGUCUUAGAAGCUACAUGUGUGAGGUGACUGCUUGCCACGAGUGUACUCUAAUUGGACACCCCUGAGCCAAUGUGACAAGUGUGGAAGCUGUUGCCAUGUGCUUACAGUUCCCACUCCACUGCAAGCAACGUGUGAUAUAUGAGGGGAAAUGAAAAAGUAAAGGCACUGCUAGCAUCCAGCGCUGAAUUAGUGUCAACUACAACGCUUCUGUGGAACGUCUCACUCUUGUUCUUGCAUUAGUCGUUAGAGUGUAACAGACUGCUAAACAUGGCAGCUCCAUUUUCGGAAAGUAUGUGCAAGGUGGGUCCCAAAAGAAUUGUCAGCGCAGCAUAAGGCACGAAGGUUGGACAUCUCUCGUAAACAUUUGGCUUGUUAUCGUUGCGAUGGAGAUGAAUUUUUACAGCGAAUUGUUACUGUAGACGAAACUUGGGUGCAUCAUCACGAACCGGAAAGCAAGGCUGCGAGCAUAGUUUGGAAACGCUCAUCACCAGAAGUUAAGAAAUUUAAACGUCAACCAUCAGCUGCUAAGAUCAUGCUAACACUACUCUGGGACAUGGAAGGUGUGGUAGCCGUUCAUGUCAGCCCAAGAGGCAAAAGUGUGAACAGUGAGAACUAUUGUGAUGUUGUGAACUAAACAAAUAUGCAGUCAGAUUAAAAUGUCGUGGAAAACUGCAAAAAGGUGUCAUCCUGCAGCAAGAUAACGCUCGGCCACAUUCUGCCAAAUGGACAGCCGAAACAGUAAAGGAGUUUGGAUUUAAAUUGCUGGAACACCUACCAUACAGUCCACACCUGGCUCCAAGCGAUUUUCAUAUAUUUGGACCAUUGAAGGAAGCGCUCAGGGGAAGAAGAUUUGCAACCAAUGUAGAACUCACUGAUGUGGUGCAAAAUUGGUUACAGGUGCAACCAAAAAAACUUUUUUUUUUCUGGCGGAAUAAAAAAGCUUGUGAAACAUUGGGCAAACUGCGUUGAAGUGCAGGGAGGUUAUGUAGAAAAAUGUGUGUUUCAGUGUUUUAUCAUUAGAAUAAAUGUGCCUUUUCUCAAAAUUCCCUUUACUUUUUGACUUCCCCUCUUAAUUAUAUGCAGCAAAGAACCUUAAACAAGGUGCUUAAUAUAGAAAUUAAAAUAAAGAUGUUCGAGCCUGGGAAUCACCUCUGACAAAAAGUGCUCAUCACGUUCAACAAUUGUGACAGUUUGCUUGGAGCUGUAAACAAAAAAAAAAAAAACACUGUCAUGUUUGUUACAUACAUUGUAAUUUGCAUUUGUGUGUAAUACUGAUGGCGCUUGGUCACUGCCAAGUGUCUAUCUCUGUACACAAUGUACUUGAUGAAGCUUGAUUCCUUGGUGUGGUCGAUAAGUACAUAGUCUUUCCUGGAGUACGGGCACUUAAUUUCCAGCAGAGUUGUUUGGUCUCCACACUUGAAAAGACCGUCAGGGCUGGCACACAGCCAUGGUUGCUUCAGAUGCACAAUGAGACCAACCUGCAGUCAUAUUGGUUGAGAGUUUUGCAGUUGCACAGAUUACGCCACAUUCCAAGUGGCUUAUAUAUGACUGAUAUGAAGGUGUUUCAGUCUGCACUUCUCUUACAAAAUUUUGACAAUUUAUUAUACGUUGAACUAGGGCAGUAUGCUGUUUCAUCUUUAAAUGUAGGAAGGUCGGAAAACCUUGCAACUUCAGACUGCAGGCCUGCUUUUCACAUUAUAUAGAUAUGUAGCAUCACUGCAUUUGAUAGUUCUGCAAGAAAGUGACGCAUAUACUCAUAUUUUUAGUGUAUAAGUGCUGGAAGGCAACACAUAAUUAAGUUUAUUGCCAGAUAUGAUGGUAGCAGGCACAUUAGUUUGGCAGUGGUUACUUGCUUUUAAAGUUAGCGUCUUUUAUUUGAUUACUUUUUUGCUGCUAUACAGGGUGUUCAAAAUUAUGUAAGCUUUAUGAAAUUUUUAGAAAUCGCCUGUGGCAGGUAGCAUAAUUCUUAUCAAUGAGCUGGGUUAUUCGAUGAGGCAGACAUUCGUAGCACGAGAUAUCCAAACACCCUUUAGAAUCGCGAGUUUAGCUUUCAUGCAGUUGCCGACUUUCGAGCAGAAGAAAAGCUCUUUUGUGAUAUAGCACUUCUGAGUGUUACAGCAUAAAUAUGCUGUAACACUCAACUGAAAAUGUACCCAACUGAAAAUCUGCUGUGGUCAUUGCAACUGCCAUGCAAAUUUUUCCAGCAUUUCGGACAUUCAUGCAGCUCACCACAUACCUGCAGAACAGGCCGUCCUAUUUUCUGCUCAAACUGUUCCCUGGCUACAGCUUCCGUGUUUUGCCCUAAGAAAAUAAAGGAAUUAAUAUUUUUUG
Dermacentor andersoni is the source of this 5586-nucleotide messenger RNA. RefSeq lists its product as uncharacterized. NCBI's taxonomy places the organism in Eukaryota, Metazoa, Arthropoda, Arachnida, Ixodida, Ixodidae. The record is from RefSeq and is a predicted model, not a curated record.